CAAUUGUUUCUUUGUUAUAUCUCUAAUCGCAGUUAUUUAUUGAAGAGAGUAUAUAGCGCUGGUUGUGUAUUUAAGAUCCGCUGCCUACCUCAAGUCUUCCUUUAUAACAAUAGUUAUGUAACGUUGUACUUGAAAUACCUGCGGCACUGAGUUCUUGUUAUCUUUAUUGUUUCGUAUUCAUUACAUUUUCCAGUCACGUAUUGGUUAUAUCGAGCAUGUUUUUUGCAGUGUCAGGCUAUUCUGCAUAAUUGUAUAUCUAUAUUGAAGUUUCUAAUAAUAUUUGGUAUUAUGGGAUAUUGAAAGAGGGUAUUUUUGAAGUACUGUGUUGUCCAAGAUAAUCUGUUUAAUUUCCCAAUUAGGCAAAUAAGUAGUAUUUUGAAUUACAUUCAUUUGUAAGUCAGAAACUAUGAAACAUUCUCUUUUUUACAGUUUAACGUUGUUAAAAGUGACGAAAUGGUCUCUCACAUAGAGUUUGUUAACAUCUUAACUUAUAGUGCAGAUAAGAAAGGGAAAAAUGUGAUUCAAUUUUCUGUUUGUAAAACGAAUAUUCAAUGUUCCAUUGAUACUUCAGUCAUAUCUGCUAAACUGUCAGAUAUAAGAAAAUAAUCUAAAAUUCAAUAAGUAAGUUUUCUUUCACUUUUGUGUGCGAUAAUAUUACAAUAUAAUUUCAUCCAUCUACAAGACGGUAUUUCAAAAUGUAACCCGUAGUUUUAAGGUUUAAUUUAUUAUAUACUAGUACUAACACUUUACUAGCACAAUUAGAGGGGUAAAAUUAGGAAGUAAGAAUCAACACGAAGAAACGGAAGAUAUGUCGAGGAAAGGGCAGACUAUACUGGUGACGGGUGGUGCUGGGUACAUUGGCGCAUUCACGGUUUUGGAACUACUUAAUGCCGACUUCGAGGUGGUGGUUAUUGACAAUCUUACUAAUGCUUACCAAGCUUCGGAUAAAAAGAAACCAGAAUGUCUUCUGAGGGUGGAGGAACUGACACAGAAGCAUGUAGCAUUUCAUUCUGUAGACAUAACAAACAGAAAGGAAUUGACUAGCAUAUUUCAACAGUAUAAAUUUGACAAUGUGAUACACUUUGCCGCUUUGAAGGCCGUUGGCGAGUCUGUUGCCAAGCCGCUUGAGUAUUAUAGAGUCAAUGUUAGCGGUACUAUAGUAUUACUCGAGGUAAUGCGAGAACACGGAGUCUAUCGAAUGAUUUAUUCAAGCAGCGCCACUGUUUAUGGUCUUCCUGAUAAACUACCAUUAACCGAAGACAUGAAAACUGGGGAUUGCACCAAUCCGUAUGGAAAGUCUAAGUUUAUGGUGGAGGAAAUACUGAAGGACCUAUGCGUUUCGGACAAGAUUUGGUCCAUCACAUCCCUCAGAUAUUUUAACCCUGUGGGAGCUCAUCCAUCUGGAAAUAUUGGAGAGGAUCCAAACGGCGUACCGAACAACUUGAUGCCCUACAUCGCCCAAGUCGCUGUUGGAAAAAGAGAAAAGCUCUCAGUCUAUGGAAGUGAUUACAAUACCCCUGACGGAACUGGGGUUCGCGAUUACAUUCAUGUAAUUGAUCUGGCAGUUGGCCACUUGCAGGCGAUUUCCCACCAGCAUCCCUCCGGCUUCCAGGUUUAUAAUCUCGGUACUGGAAGAGGGUAUUCUGUUCUGGAAGUAAUCAGAGCGUUCAAAGAUGCUUCUGGCAAAGACAUACCCUAUGAUAUUGUAGAUCGUAGACCAGGCGACAUUGCGACAAGUUAUGCCGAUGCAAGCCGUGCUAAUGCAGAACUGGACUGGCACGCAACACGGAAUAUUGAUGACAUGUGCAAGGACACAUGGAGAUGGCAGCAGAAAAACCCGGAUGGAUAUAAGAAUGUGUCGUCCCCAUUUUGCCCAGACGCCUGUUCUAUAAUAUCUAAAUGAACAAAUUGAAUCUAUAGAUUAAUAAUUCCACCUAGACGGUGAACCUGCCACAUUAGGUGAAAUCGAAAAUUGGAUUGGAUGAUUUUACAUCAGUUACACAUAUCUAUGUGCCAGUGAACUGGUAUGGAUUUAGAAUUUAUUUAUAAUUAAUAGGGCAUAGAAAAGUGUAUAAGUUGGGUAUAUCGUACUAAAAUAUAGCUUAAAAUUACCAAAGACUAGACAGUGAGCUUAAUAGUUUAUCUAAUUACGAUUAAAUCGAUACGCACAUUGUAAUGUGUAAUUUUAGAAGAUGAUAAAUCAAAACUCAAACCCAGCUGACUUUACCGAUAAAAUUUUGAGCACCUCAGUAAUGAUACUGUGUACUUGUAAAUUGGGAGGAUUGAGGAGAAAAGAUUCGACAUUCAGAGUAGAACGAUGACGUUUUUUUUUUCUCGAUAUUGGUAAAUUGUAUCCUGUACCUUCAACUUGAACAGAAUUAACUCUGAUGUACCAUGAAGCUUGAACAUUGUUUCAUGACCUAAGUGACUAAGUUUGCUGUACGAGAUUGCCUUGUAUUGUAGGUGCAAUAGCGAAUUCUACCAAUUUCUGGGUUCUAGAUAGUUUUUUAAAUUAUUAUUAUUAUUAUUAUUAUUAUUACUAUUAUUGUUCUUGUUGUUAAUAGUUGUAAAAUAUCUGUUGAAAUAUAUCAUAAAUUAGUCAUUUUAAGAAGGCAACAAUGAAAGAUACACAUGUGUUCAAGAACAUUAGUUCAUAUCAAACAAUUCCCAGUUCUGUGUGUAUUUUAUUUCUAAAGACAUCAAUUAAAUUUAUGAAUUAUAAGUUUAUAAUGUGCCAUUAUUGUUAAAUAAUUGCAAAACCUAGCAAGAUAUUGUGUACACUGAGAAGUUCGAAUAAAUUAUUUGAGAAAAUUCA
Neodiprion virginianus is the source of this 2815-nucleotide messenger RNA. It is a transcript of the gene Gale, whose product is annotated as UDP-glucose 4-epimerase. Lineage: Eukaryota; Metazoa; Arthropoda; Insecta; Hymenoptera; Diprionidae. Gene Ontology annotation, biological process: beta-D-galactose catabolic process via UDP-galactose, Leloir pathway. The transcript is spliced from 6 exons. The record is from RefSeq and is a predicted model, not a curated record. Bases 809 to 1903 code for a protein of 364 amino acids. Gene Ontology annotation, molecular function: UDP-glucose 4-epimerase activity. Gene Ontology annotation, cellular component: cytosol.